UGCACUACGCCCACACUACCUCAGAUCCUCCACCAACUCUCCACUAACGCCUUUCUCUCUUUCGACCACCCAAGAUUCCCAAUUCUCUCCAUGUUCCAAGACUGUACAACACUUUGAACCCCGUCAACCACCAUCGUCAUCAUCAUCAUCACUGUUGCCAGAACGAUAGCCUCUAAACUGGCUGUCACCCCUUCUGCCUCCUCCUCGUCUCUGAUCAAUUUGACGGCCUCCGAAUCUUGUCCAGUCUUCUCUGGCCUGCCAUCGGCAUGGCGUCCAAUCUGAUGUCAUCAUGGAAGACCUUUUGGCAUACCAUGACUUCCUAUGACCGCCAUGCUUCCCACGAUUCUCCUUACCGUACAGGACAGCACGUUCCGCUCGCGCAGAGCCGUCAUGCUCCGCUUACUUCUGUUGCUACGAGUGCCAUUGAGUCGCGGGCCGACCUGAACUCUCCCUAUCCGGAUGAUAACAUGCGCGCCGCUCCAUCGGCCACGCCUUUUUACGGCGCCAGCAAUGGCUUUGCGCCUACGUCAAGCUCUCCCUAUUCGCCUGGCAUGCGAUCCAGCAGCGCGACUCAGCUAAAAGGGGCUGAGACUCUUGACGGCGCUGCCACCGGCGAGAUUCCAAUGCAAAACUUUCAGGACGGUUUGCCCCCGCCUCCUCCUGUCACCCACUCGUGGAGGCGUAUCGAUCGUUGGGUCGAAGACAACUAUCAGGAGCUUUUCGAUCAGGUCUGUGAAGGCUGCACCCAAAACGAUCUCAACGAACUCGAACACGAACUGGACUGCUCGCUUCCCAUGGAUGUGCGCGAAUCACUUCAGAUCCACGACGGCCAGGAACGUGGAGGUAUGCCCACUGGUCUCUUGUUUGGCUGCAUGCUGCUUGACUGCGAAGAGAUUGUCCACGAAUGGCGUAACUGGCGCACUGUGGCCGACGAGUUUCUUUCGUCUGCACCGUACCGGCACCCACAGCCUCCCGUCAAGGCUUUUGGCGGAGCGUCGUCUUCUUCCUCGUCCCAGGCACCCGUGCAACAGGGCCCCAACCCGCUCUGGCGCCAGGAGCUGCUUGAGAAGCAGGACUCGCAGCCCCCGCGUGCCGUCCAGAAGGCCUAUGUCCAUCCGGCUUGGAUCCCGCUGGCUCGGGACUGGGGUGGAAACAAUAUCGCCGUCGAUCUUGCGCCUGGGCCCGCUGGCCAAUGGGGUCAGAUCAUCAUCUUUGGCCGCGACUACGACUGCAAAUACGUCAUCGCCCGCUCUUGGGCUGCCUUCCUAGCCAUGGUCGCCGACGACUUGGGCAGCGAGAAGGUUUUCGUGCACGAAGAAACGCAGGAACUCAAGCUUCGCGAGUUUGACCGACCCGGUGUUGAACCUGCCUAUCUCGAUAUCUUGCGCUGGCGUGUAGAUCAAAAGCAUGGCCGUCGUCCGCCUCCCUCCAAGCGCCGCGCUGGUCCGCCCGUGAAUACCCAAAAUGGUGGUGUGCCGCACAAUGGGCCUUCCCCUUAUGGCAGCCCUACCAUGUCAGCGCGCAGUGACUCCCCACAGCGCUUCCCCAGCACGUCUUUGUCCGCCAUGAGCCCCAAGACUCAAGGUGCCCGAACCAGUCCGCUCGCCCGAGUCGCCGAAGAACUCCCCGCUCCUGUGACCGUGCAUACCGGUGGCAAUGCCAACGAUGACCCGACGGCCACCGAAACGGCCGCCAGUGAACGCGCCGGCAAGCUUGUUGAAAUUGCGACCCCACAACUUUCGGGCUCGGAUGCUGCAGAUGAUGAAGCGGCACUCAAAGGGCCCAAGGGUAUGACUGAACCAUCCGCCAACUCCCUCGCAAAUACGGACGACGAGACUCCGACCGUUGGAGAAGUCACCGGUCUGGGCGUACAGGGGGUGACUGAGCCGGCCAACUCCACCAAAGCUGAAGCCGAGGAGUUGAAGAAUGUAGAAAUAUGAUCCCUUGUACCUUGGUUCAUUUGAUCCUCCAAUACCUGUUCUGGCCUAUUUCCAUCUGGCAUGGAGAGCGCAAUGGUUUGGUGCGAGCUUGUUUGAAAGGCCAAAGGGGGAGGGAGGGGCGUCGUUUGCGUCUUUUGCUGAUCAAGGUUAAUUAGAUGGCCAUUAUUUUUUUUUUUUUUUUUCUGCUUGACUUGCCAGUCGAUCUGGACCCCCCAUGCA
This is a messenger RNA of Xylona heveae TC161, 2159 nucleotides long. Its product is annotated as cell wall assembly and cell proliferation coordinating protein. Gene Ontology annotation, biological process: cell wall biogenesis; regulation of fungal-type cell wall biogenesis. Gene Ontology annotation, cellular component: mating projection tip. The coding region runs from base 267 to 1940 and encodes 557 amino acids. The record is from RefSeq and is a predicted model, not a curated record. Lineage: Eukaryota; Fungi; Ascomycota; Xylonomycetes; Xylonales; Xylonaceae. The transcript has 2 exons.